AUGUCUGCAAACACUGAAACCACCACCGUGAAGAGAGGAGAACUCUUUGUGUAUAUUAGCUACAUUUCAGCCAUUCGAUCUCGUUCCUCCAAAUGUAAAAAGUUAUUACAAAUUCUUGAUAGCAAUCAAGUGAAAUACACUGUGAUUGAUUUGGGUAUUGUUCCUGAAAAGAUUAACGAAAUGUUGAAAUAUAAUGGAGGUAUUCAUGAUUUACCACAAGUAUUUGUGGAUACCAAAUUUAUUGGAACCUUUGAUGAUGUUGAAGAAUGGAUUGAAGAAGAAAGACUUUUAACUGAAUUGCAACAAGCAGGAUAUAAGGGAGGUCCUAAUCCACCUCAUAUUGAUCAAGAAGAAGUCCAUAGAAUCAAUGAGGAAUUUAAAACUAAAUUCCCAGAAGAAGUUCUCUCAGAAGAAGCCAAACAAGAAAAACUUUCCAACAUUGAAAAGAUGAAAACAGAAAAAUUGGAACAACGAAAAAAGUUAUUAUCAUCACAACAUGACAACCAUUCAACAAAUGUUGCAGAGAAUGCAGAAACAACAUCCAAAGCUCAACAAGAGAAGGACGAACAAGAAGAAGAAGAACCACUUGCUGAUGAAGAUGAUCAGUACGAUGAUGAUGAUCAAGAGGAAGAAGAAGAUAAUUAUGUUCGUAAAUAUGAUCCAAACCGUGACUCUGAUGAUGAAUAUUAUUAA
Naegleria fowleri is the source of this 693-nucleotide messenger RNA. RefSeq lists its product as uncharacterized. The transcript is spliced from 4 exons. The coding region runs from base 1 to 693 and encodes 230 amino acids. NCBI's taxonomy places the organism in Eukaryota, Heterolobosea, Eutetramitea, Acrasida, Naegleriidae. The record is from RefSeq and is a predicted model, not a curated record.